AUGAGAAAAAGGAAGACAACAGAUUCACCCCAUUCAUCCACAGAUCUGAGUGAAGGGAAGGAGAAAUUAAGACUGAGGCAAGAGGUUGGCCUGAUUAGUGGAGUGUCAUUAAUUGCAGGCACUAUGAUAGGCUCGGGUAUCUUUAUGUCCCCUGAGUGGGUGCUACAUCAUAUGGGGAACCCUGCCAGCAGCCUGCUUAUCUGGGCAGCGUGUGGUCUCCUGGCCAUGUUUGGAGCCUUGUCAUACGCUGAGCUUGGAACCAUAAUUAAAGAAUCUGGAGGAGAAUAUAUUUACAUCUUGAGGAUUUUUGGUCCUUUUCCUGCUUUCCUUUUCGCCUACACUUCUGUUAUCCUGGUGAGACCAGCUGGCUUGGCAGCUGUCUGUCUGAGCUUUGCUGAAUAUGCCGUUGCGCCGUUCUACCCUGGAUGCUCGUCUCCACAGGUUGUCGUCAAAUGUACAGCUGCUGCCUGCAUCCUGCUUUUAACUAUCAUCAACUGUCUCAACGUGAGGCUGGCAACGUCUAUUAUGAACAUUUUUACAGCUGCCAAGCUCUUGGCUUUGUUGGUGAUUGUGGUGGGUGGAUUGGUGCUGCUUGCCAAGGGACAAACUCAGAGUUUUCAAAAUGCUUUUCAAGAUACGACUGCAGGUAUUGGGGGGGUUGGAGUGGCCUUUUACCAGGGACUCUGGUCUUAUGAUGGGUGGAACAACCUGAACUAUGUAACUGAGGAACUGAAGAAGCCUGAGGUGACCCUUCCCAGAGCUGUGAUGAUUGCCAUUCCUUUGGUUACGUGCCUGUAUUUGCUGGUAAACGUCAGCUACUUAGCAGCCAUGACUCCAGCUGAACUGCUGUCUUCAGGAGCUGUGGCAGUCACUUGGGGAGAUGUGGUCCUGGGCAGUUGGGCAUGGCUCAUCUCUCUGUCAGUGGCACUGUCUACGUUUGGCUCAUCGAACGGCACGUUCUUUAGCGGAGGUCGCGUGUGCUACAUUGCUGCAAGGGAAGGCCAUAUGCCAGAUAUUCUCUCUAUGGCUCACGUGCGAUGCCUCACGCCCUCCCCUGCUCUGCUGUUUACAUCUGCCAUGUCUUUAAUAAUGAUAAUAUCAGGAAGCUUCACCAGUAUUGUGAACUUUUUCAGUUUUAUAGCAUGGCUUUUCUAUGGCAUGACUAUUUCUGGUCUCCUGUAUUUAAAAAUCAAGAAACCAGAACUGCCAAGAUCUUACAAGGUCCCAAUUUUCAUCCCCAUAAUUGUGCUGAUGGCAGCUGUGUACCUGGUGUUAGCUCCCAUCGUUGAUCAACCCCAAAUUGAGAUGUUGUACAUCGUUCUGUUCGUUUUAAGUGGCAUCAUUCUUUAUUUCCCACUGAUUCGCUUCAAGUGCCACCCUCGCUUCUUACAGAGAGUCACUUUACAUCUCCAGUUGUUCCUGGAAGUUGCUCCAGCCACCAGGGAUGCAAACUGA
Molecule: messenger RNA, 1455 nt
Organism: Phaethon lepturus (White-tailed tropicbird)
Lineage: Eukaryota; Metazoa; Chordata; Aves; Phaethontiformes; Phaethontidae
Product: b(0,+)-type amino acid transporter 1-like
Exons: 7
Coding region: 1-1455 (484 amino acids)
Biological process (GO): amino acid transmembrane transport
Cellular component (GO): membrane
Molecular function (GO): L-amino acid transmembrane transporter activity
Source: RefSeq, a predicted model, not a curated record